GUUAUCAUUGGUGUUGUUUGCGAAAACCUUCUUACCAUCUGCUUGAUAUACAAACGGCGUCUUCAAGAACACCAAGGCAAGUGCGCUGUAGCGAUAAGUCUUUUUUUGCCUGGGGAUACAAUGAAAAGAACAACUACUCUAGUGUUCAUUAUAAUAUUGGUCUCAGGUGAUGGCAGAAAUGUUACCAAACGAGCCAUUGGCUGUAAGGAAUUGUGCAAUCCAACCAACGCCAGCAUCAACCUAACUGAAACUUUUCAACAAUGCCGUAAUGAGGCUAAAGAAUACGUUUUGCCUAUGCAGUUUUACAACUUUUCCUGCAGGAAGCAGAUAAUUGAUUCUUACGCAAGUAACGGAUCUCAGAUAAAUGUAACUACUAUAAAAUCUGAAUGUUGCAAAAACGUUACAGAUAACGACUUUACAGCACGAAGAAAUACCAGUUCAAAAUGCCGCUUCAUAAACGUAACAUGGGGAAGAGUGAAGUUUGAAAAGAAGUACGAUCUGGUUGAAGGGGCAUGGAAAAAAGAAACUUGGUCAUUUUUCCUGAAAAUGGUUUCACAAAAGUGCUUAGAAAAUUCUACUGUCCGAAGGGGUUCCGUUAACAUUUCGUAUACAUAUCCCUACUACACUAACGAUGAAAGCAAGACUGUGUUUAGUUAUAAGUCUCCGAUGGCAUAUUUGGUAGAGGAAAAGCAAUCUUUCAGCAUGUUUACAGUGGUCUAUGACUCCUUUAGCCGAAUGUGGAUAACACUGUUCUUGUGUGUCACGUGGACGUUGAUAUCAGGAGUUAUUAUAUGGCUACUUGUAAGUAAAUAUCUUGGUUUCUUAUCUUUCAUGUUGUUGUUGUAAUUAUGUGGCGCGCAGUAAGCAGAGUAAGUGUCAUGUAGAACUAACUACUCUCUAAGACUGCUUACUGAAUGAGCUGAAAUGAAGCACAUACUAGUUAAAAUAAAUAGUACUUUCAACUAAGUGGUACCCGCCACAGAAAACAAGAAAUAAAUAGAGACUAGGACAAGUAUGUUGCUGGUAUACACCAGACGUCACAACGGCGAUGUAGGUGAUCAAGAACGAAAGGUUUCUCUCCUCUGGGAACUACACCAUUUUCAUGUAAAUACUUCCAAAAAUUGUUUAUUGUAUUGAACACCUUGUCACAUGGCUGCAAACCAAGAAUAAAAAAGCGCAAUGAAUAUUUGGGAAGGUGAAGUUAAAAUUUAGGAUAGAAAGAAAUUAACAGCUAGUGACACGUAAACGCUGGAAAAUUGUGUUUUAUAAUAAAAGGGCUUACCUAUCCAUUAAUCUAAAAUUUGCGUUAAGAGUUGCCCUUUUGACAGGAAGAUGUUCAGUGGAAGUGUUCAGGCCAUUGGGGGGCAAUAAAUGGAUGGAUGGAUGAUACACUAAAUGGUUUUUUAUCGCUAUUUUUUUGUACCCAUGGGCAAAAUGCAAUUGCUUUGGCUAAGAGUUUUUGAUGCCAUUUAUUAGAAAGAGUCUGCAAGCAGCACAUUUUUUAUCACAAUUUUUCGUACUAAUUUCUUUUUUAAGAAUUUUUUUUAAGAAUUGUUUUUAAUUGAGGCCAAAACCGCAAUUACAUCAGAGGUACUCAUAUCUUUUUUCAUCAUCCGCAAGCUAUUGGUUUCCGGUUAGUAAUGAGAGAAAUUUUCCGUCAGUGUAGACUUCUAUUUUAUUGCUUUUUCUCUAGCUUACCUUAGCUAAAGGGAAAAUAUUUGAAAGAAAACACAGUUGUCGUUGCUACUGUUCUCUCUAUCUUAUUUUUAAUCAGGAUCAUAAAAUUAACCAGCGCCAAUUUCCCUUGUCUUUUUGGGGAGGAGUUCGUGAAGGAGCCUGGUGGGCAUUGGUUACAAUGACGACUGUUGGGUAAGUAGAAGGAGUACUGUCACGUAAUGUGAGUAGGAAAACCCUUACUCCUUUUCAACAUGAAAUUGCUUCAGCUGCGUUAAUAAGUAGGAUCAUGCAACCAUCCCUUUUGUGGUCAUGGUCUUAGGAUCAUGAUUAAGAUGUGUAAUUUUAAAAAGUCUCCAGCCUUGUUGAAGGAAGAAACCAUCGUUAAAAUAAUUAUUAAGGGAAGGCAUCUAACUUCAUACAAUGCCGUAAAUGCUACGCUGGCGCUAUGAUUGGUCGUUGCUCAUGAUUUAUUAGAGUACAGAUACGUGGAUGACGUCACGGGAAACUAAAAUGUGAUAAAACUAAAAAUGCUUGAAUAUUUUUAAAAGGAUAAACCAGUGAGCAGAACUUCUGCGAACGUCUUGAUUUGGAGAAAGCCGAAGAAUUAAUAGCGGAAGACCCAACUAUAACACUCAGAUUCUUAGCCUUGGAGCUUGGUGUAAGCUGCGGAAGUCGGCACAUGCUAUCGUCCACGAGCAGCUUGGUUGGUCCAAGAGGUGCGCAAGAUGGAUCCACCGCCAGUUAACAACAGAACAGAAGGAACAAAGGGCGACAAUCUUGCUUGCAACUAUUUGAACCAGAAGGCCCUAAGAGGUUUUCUGAUGUUGUUACGGGUGACGAAUGUUGGAUUUCCUUCUUCACUAUGAAAGAUAAACAUUCUAACAUGGUGUGGGUGGCCGAAGAUGAACCACGCCCGGAGGUCCUAAAAACAGGUUUCCGUUCAAGAAAGAGAAUGUUCACCAAUUUGUUCAAUACUCAGGGGCCUGUUGUUGUCGACAUGAUGCCCGACAAAGCUACAACCUCUGCCGCAUAUUACACAACUACUUCAAUUUUACCAGAAGUUCUUCUACAUAUUCAGUCCACGGCACAGACUCGACGUCGGUCUCGAAUCCAGUUGCAUCACGACAACACAGUUCCCCACAAAGCUCGCAUUACACAGACGUACCUUGAUGACAAUGGUGUCCAUUUGAUGAAACAUCGACCAUACUCACCCGACUUGGCUUCGUGCGAUUUCUGGCCCUUUCCAAAAGACAAAUCGGCCCUUGCUGGGAAGUAUUUUUCAAAGAUCCAAGACCUUGCUCUAACUGUGCAUGCAGAGAUGAGGGCCAUACCUGCUUCAGAGUACCAAGAAUGCUUUCAGAAGUGAAGGAUGAGGAUGCAGCGAUUGAUAGAAGUCGAGGGAAGCUACUUUGAGGGAAUGUGACUGUAAUUCUUGAAAUUGCAGGUGAACCAUGGGGGAUAUAAGUUAAGUGACAGAACUUCUUGAUCCGCCCUCGUAAAAGCAUUUACACCAACGAAUUACAUUACGCUUUAACCCAAACUAAAGGAUAACCAUUUCAGCGGGAUACUUAACAUUCUGCGACAUUGAAGACAUGAUCUCAGUGGAUUCCUAAAAGCAAUUACCCUUAGUGAGGAUAACACAAACAGGAACUAGGUAAUGAGAAGACUUUGUGUUGAGUCAUGCAUUACAAGGGUGUGAGACCACGCGACUUGUGUAAUAUUGAAGGUCUAAGUAUCACUGGAGCGCUAUUUCCGCAUAUCGAAAUUCACCAGGUGAUCUGGAGGUCUCCAAAAGGGAGGAAAAUAAAAAAGGCCAUAUUCUAGUAAAGGGCUGCAUGACAAUAUCUAUAAUGGACACGAGAAUAAUGAGGGUAUGAGGGGGUUAAAACUGGAUAAAAUUUAAAAUUGGCAGGAAUGGAGAGAAGACGCCAGAGAAAGGGGAGAGGUUUGAAGUACGUAAGCUGCAGAUUGGAAAGAUCACUAGGAGUUCAAAGUUGACUGUGAAGAACGGAUUCCAAUUGUAAGGGUAUAUAUGUGACCGAAGGUACAUUCUCGAAGCAUACAGAGGAUAUGCAAAAAGGAUUUUUGGGAAGACGAGGAGACAGAGCAAACGACCAUGGAUCGUUGAUGAAACGUCAGAAAUAGUCAAGAAAAGGAAAGAGAAAAAGAAAGGACCGAGGUUGCAUUAUGGUAUUCCAAAUUCAAGUAUUUACGUGAGAAUACUAACAAAGAAACUGAGAGAUGAAGCAGCCAUUGCACAGACUACAGAGGGCACUACUGUAGGUGCUUUUCAAGGGCGGGUGAGAAUGACAGCACGGUAGCUCUAAGGUGGAGUUGUUAGGGUUGAAGAGCAAGAAGAAGUGCGAAAGGAAGACCGUUGACGACUUUGAAGAGGACUGUUCUGUGGAGAGCGGCAGGAAUAAAGCAGGUCGGAUAAGCCAGAGUAUGGCCAAGAGUAUAGAGAAGAUUAUCGACACAAAAAGGACGACUUGUACAGAAAGCAGGGCGGCCUUAUUAACUGAAUGAAACGAAAAGGCAUGACCGGAUGACGACGAUUAUGACUUGAACAUGGAUUCCUGUCAAAAACUGCACAUUCCCUCAAUCUGUGUUGCAGGUAAUUGUUGUAAAAAACUAAUGGCAAACGUUCAGGUGACAUUAUCCCAUAAUAUGCGUCAAAGAAUAAUAUAAAAGAAAAUAAAAUGCAUUUCGUCGAACAACUUCAAUUUUUACACUUUUCUUGCCUGUAUAGCAAACAAUGCUUACGAGCUCAAGACCGGUACCUGGGUAUGGUUAUUGUAAUUAUUCGUUGACUUGCUACGUACACAGGCAGUAUCGAAUUUCUUUCCCUUUGUCUCCAGAUAUGGAGAUAAGACUCCCAAGUCUAUACCGGCUCGUAUUUACUCCGCCUUCUGGAUGAUUUUUGGCAUGAUAAUUCUAUCAAUGUUUACUGCUGAAGUUACAUCUGGAAUGACGUCUAAAGAAUUGGUGCCUCUUAAUGCAUUUCUGGGGAAAAAGGUAAGAUUACCUCCUAACAUAAAUGUGGACACGAGGAAUGAUAAGGUGGAACGGUAGAUCCAAAACGCUUAAACAGCUUCUUAUGCCGUGGGAUGACCGUAGCAGGUGCGGUCUUCCUUUCGCACCGUGGCAGGAUUAGCUCAGUCGGUAGAGCGUUUGACUGCAGAGCGGGAGGUCGCAGGUUCGAUUCCCGAGGCCGGACCAUUACUCAGGGUCUUAAAAUGACUGAGAAAUGAAGGUACUUCCUUUGCACUGCAAGCGGCUAGACCUUCGCGUGGCUCGGAUGACCACGUAAAAAUGGCGGUCCCGUCUCCAUUAGGAGACGUAAAAAUAGUGUUCCCAAUUAGCACUUUCGUGCUAAAUACAUUGACACUCAAAAAGUGCAAGUGCAAGUGCAUGCCUGUUGAAGCUUUCCAUAUCAUUAGUUGAACGGAUCGAAGAUGACAAAACAGUUUUAACAAACAUAAAAAACAGAGAAUAUCGAUAACAAAAUUACCUUUCAAUAAACCCCAUCUUACCCUCUCACCAUACAAACGGCUGCAAAAUUUUGAGACUUUUGGGGAGCUUUAUCCUUGCAAAACGAUCAGAAACAAAACUUGUAAAAAGCCCUCAAGGUUUUUUUGGUCUUUUCUUUGAAGAGCCACUGCUUCCAUGUAGAGCCUAGCCCUCAGUGCUAGAAAGUUUCCUCUUUUGGUCACAAAUAUGUUAGAGACACUUUUGAAGGGCUUAUACUGAGUAUUAGAAACGCCGGUCAUCCCACAAUUCCUGUCUUAAGAUUGAAGCCCAAUUCAAUUUUAGGCAGAAAUCUAUUUACCCAGAAAAUUUAAUUGCUGCGUUUAUGCUAUCAUGAGGAACGUUAAAGUUUUCUCAGAAACUUAAUCUAUUGCUCAACAAAUAUAUCCUAAAUGUAAAAUCAUAACUAUACCUCAAUACUAGGUUGCAGUUCCCUUUUCUGGCAAGCGUCACUUUGGAGAAGAACUUAGAGGAGCAAAGAUAAUAGGUACUGCAAUCUAGAGAUGAUUAAUUUUGUGAUGACCUGGUGGUAGUAAUAUUCCAUUACCUAAAUUCAGUUUGCCAAUACACCUUAAAUUCCUUCUUCCCUCAAUGUAUCCAUGCAGACCUUACGGAAACUUAGUAUGUCGUAUCAUGGCCCGGAAACGAUUGUUUUGAUUUAUGUAAAAGUUCCAAAAGAACCCCUGCAUGACGUGUACCAAGAAAUCAUGACAGACCCUGUAAAAGUCCGUAAAACACGACUAGAGAUACUCUUUUCUGCUACCCGCUUUAUCGGUAAACUGAGUCACGCCGCCUUUUCUUGGAACCUAGCUUGACCUAAUGUGAGUCCCUAGUCAUUAUCUGAUGUUGCCUAAUGUUACAGUUAACAACAUCUGCACUAAUGUGUAACUCGUUUCAGAGAUAAAGUCCAACGGAAGUUUGACCAAGCACCUGCUAGAAGGAACUCGUCGAAUAGAGAGAAUAGUUUUUCACGCCUGUGAAGAACUUGAUGCCAACACAUUCGAAAAGCUCCAGUUUGUACGGGCAUUGAAGAAGCACUACGUUGGAAUUCGAAUAUUUACUAAGCCAAGAAAGGGUGGUUCUUCCUUGGUGGAAUGUGUCAAGGAAAUGGUGAAAGAACAUCACAGCGGAAAUGAAUCCAAUGAUGAAGAAGCUCCAGACUGCAAGGACAACUCCAAAAUUGAGAUAACCGAAUAUGGUUCAAGAAAAGGCUUUGACUAUCGAGACACAAUCAGCAUUAUCAUGUACGUUUCUUUUGGUAUUGUUGUGUUGAUAUUUGUGGCAGGCAGUGCAUGGGAUUUCAUGAAGACCAGGAAUCUUCCUAGAAGAGACGAAGGU
This is a messenger RNA of Porites lobata, 6543 nucleotides long. The record is from the annotation of a GenBank genome assembly. Lineage: Eukaryota; Metazoa; Cnidaria; Anthozoa; Scleractinia; Poritidae.